GACGUGCUAUAAAAGAAGGAGCGCGCAAUCUCCGCGCAUUCUCGGCAUUCUGCUGCGAGGCUCGCCGAAAGGUCCAGACGCUCGCAAGAACGCGUACGUGUCAAGUGCCUUGACUGCGUAUGCAGGCGGUCCGAGCUGAAGGAGCCAGCCAUGACCUCUGCGAUGAUGCUCGUCGUGUGCGCCUCGCUCUUCCUUGCUACCAGAAGCCACGCCGUCAAUACCACUGAUUACUGCCAAAAAAACGACGCAGGUGCUUUUCUGGCAAACGAUACCUGCGACAUGAUAUGCAACGGCACCAAUUCCUCGAAGGGGAGCAGCAAAGCCCCGGACGAAACGAAGUGCCUCCUGUCUGAUAGAAACAACACAGGGGCUAAUGAAGUUGGCGCUACGGCGGAGAGUCAAGGCGAUAAAACGAGAGAGUACGGGGUGUGCCGGAACGACACUUGUGUACAAGUCAACGCGACAAACACGGAGGACCGGACCACUCGAAUCACCAACGGCGCAAAUCUCAACCAAACGACGACAACUCCGAAAACCGGAUCGACCAAUGCUACCAACUCAGCCAAUCCUUCCACGACGAGCAACAGCAGUGCCGCCACGACACCGUCAACAAUGGUUAACCAGUCCACUACAAGCGCACCAGGCAACGUCACUACAACCCCUGCCGGCAGCGGCCAUUCGCGACUCGCAGCCAGCGUUGUUAGCGUGGCACUCGCAAUUGGCGCGCUCAUCUGCCAUGCCACGUAUAUGGAAUAGGAGCGCGCUGUAGUCGGUUGCACCCUAAGAAUAAAUAUAGGCUCCGCCCACGAGGCCGCAUUACCCUUAUUUUGCGUGCCUCCGCGCUGCGAAGGAAACAGUUCACAAAAAAUCGGCGAGUACAGUGAUGGCGUACCCGAGCGAUGCACGAAACACGUGCCGGGUUGGCGCUGCCGAAACGAUGGUACGCGAUAAACUCUCCGACCAAAGCGGCACAAUCACCAGCUUCUACUUCGUCGAAUGACGACUGGCGGGAUCGAGUGACGCUGAGGUACAGCCGCCCAAAUCUUUGACUAUCGUGCGCGAGCGGCGACUUUUCUGUGUACGUGCGAAUAACAGUACGAAAGACCUUCUUUUGGCAGAAACAAGCAAUACAAUAAAAUACGGAUGACGGCUGCCACUGCAGCGGUGCCUCGAGCGACUCUCGUCUCAGCAAACCAUUCGAUAGUCAUCGAAAAGAGCGGCCGCGGUUGGGCGCGCAUUUUACGCACGGACAGUGGAGCAUUUUACUUUUUAUUCUUAGGCUGCCGCCGACUAUAAAGUGUUGGCCUCGAUGACGAGAUGUCGCGUGCAUGUGACGGCGCGCUUAUAACGCAGUGCUUGAAAACAUUCCUCCGGCAUUUGCCUCUAAAUUGGCACUGGUAUUUAAAGCGAAAGCCUUAUGUGCCUCACUAAACACGAAAUUUGACCGUC
Rhipicephalus sanguineus (brown dog tick) is the source of this 1449-nucleotide messenger RNA. RefSeq names its product actin-related protein 2/3 complex subunit 3-B (gene Arpc3A). NCBI's taxonomy places the organism in Eukaryota, Metazoa, Arthropoda, Arachnida, Ixodida, Ixodidae. The coding region runs from base 151 to 756 and encodes 201 amino acids. The record is from RefSeq and is a predicted model, not a curated record. Gene Ontology annotation, cellular component: cytoskeleton; Arp2/3 protein complex. Gene Ontology annotation, biological process: Arp2/3 complex-mediated actin nucleation; regulation of actin filament polymerization. The transcript has 5 exons. Gene Ontology annotation, molecular function: actin filament binding.